Molecule: messenger RNA, 1137 nt
Organism: Cryptomeria japonica (Japanese cedar)
Lineage: Eukaryota; Viridiplantae; Streptophyta; Pinopsida; Cupressales; Cupressaceae
Product: putative pentatricopeptide repeat-containing protein At1g09680
Exons: 5
Coding region: 1-1137 (378 amino acids)
Molecular function (GO): protein binding
Source: RefSeq, a predicted model, not a curated record
AUGAAAAGUGAGAUUCUUCCCUUCUGCCAAGAUCUCAAUCAUUGUGAUUUUGGAAGAUCUGGACUUAUAAGAAGUUGGAUUGUGGUGAUUGUUCCCACGGACUUUCCACUAAAAUCACUAAUCUGUCCAGCCUUCACAGCAAGAAUGGGAAAGUUCCUAAAUCACACAGUUCUUGGAGUUGCUGGUCUUAUUGCAGAAACCACCCCACGUUGUCAACUCUACUCUGCAACCCAACAUGUCCUUCAGUUGAAGAGUUAUUUUCUGAAUCUGAGUUUCUGUGCAAGUUCUCAAUGGAUGUUCCUGCAAGCACGGUCUCUGCUGGAAGUCAUAGUCUCCAGGAAGGGACGCCGUUCAGCUGCUUCUGUUUUCCAGGAUGGGAAGCUGGGAGAAGCAAGUAGUUUGUUUGACGAACUGGGGAAGAGUGGCCUUUCUCCUAAUUUGGAAGGCAGGUUGGAGGAAGUGUGUAAGUUGUUCGAGGAGAUGAAAGGAAGGGGUGUGAUCCCAGAUAGUGUCAUUUUUACAACAUUGAUCAAUGCACACAGUAAGUUGGGCACAACUGAAACUGCCUUGAAACUGCAUGAUGAAAUGGUAAAACGAGGAAUAACAUUUGAUGUGGUUGCAUACAAUACACUCGUCCAUGGGCUCUGCAGGGCUCUUGAGAUUCGAAACAAGACGGUUAUGAGAGGUAUGAAGAUGGAUAAUGUUUGUUACACUGCUCUGAUAACUGGACUUACCAGGCAACAAAAAGUUCUAGAUGCACACAGCAUGUUGCACAAGAUGUUGAAGGCAGGUUUCAUGCCUGAUGAUGCAACCAACACAAUGGUUAUUGAUGGGCGUUGCAAAAAUGAUGAAUUAGACAUGGCUUUGAAUCUAUUCAAGGAGAUGCACCAUGGUGGAGCGGUGCCUGGUGUAAUCCAUUAUAAUGCUUGUAUCAGUGGACUUUGCAAGAAAGGCCAGACACGGAAGGGAAACAUGCUUUUGAAAACAAUGAUUGACAGAGGCUUAGUGCCAGAUGAUAUUACCUUCAACACUUUAAUUCACGGACUUUGCAAGAAAAAAUACUCAAAAGUAUCUAGGAAGUUACAUGAAGAGACGGUUUAUUUCAGACUUUGCAGCUUACACAUCACUAGUGGAUGA